AGAGCAGCAUGUGAGCAGGACUCAAAGGAAACAGAGCAAUCACAGUCACUGCAAUCUGUUAAAAAAUACUUAGUCCAAGAUGAAACCAGAAACAUUUGAGACCCAUAGCUCUCUGACUGAUCUAAGCUGCGAGGUGAAAGAGGACAACAGAGCUCGUAGGGAGCGCUAUUCUGCAGAAUGGUUGGAUGCAUCAAUUUACAGCAGACCAGAAGAGAGAUGCAGUGCCCGUGAUGCUGAUGUCCAGAGAAGGGAAAGCUUCAGACAACAGGGUCAGACACAAUUCCUGGUCCAGCGUUCCCCAGCCCAGAUCAUGAAAAUGGGUCGCCUAGGUCAACACUAUACCAUAUACAACUUGCCAUACCAGCAAAUGUUGCCCUUGCCCAUCUUCAAGCUAGCCGAUCUCACUACUAAGAUCGACCGUAUGGCAACACCACCUCAGCUACGCAGCAUGAUUGACUUUGAGAGGGCCCUCUCAAACCCUGGCAGUGAUGGCAUAUGCCAAGACAAGACCCCAGUCUCCAAAAUCACCAAAGAGCUCCCUCCAGUGAUGCAGCCGGCACGCAUGGAGUUUGCCAAGCCUGGGCUGGCCAAUUCCUUCUCCAGGUCUGUGUCUCAGGAGGCACAGAGAGGCUAAUAAACAAGGAUGGAAUGAGACAGCACUGUGUACCAGCUCAUCUACUGUAUAUUUUUGUCUUUGAAAGGCCAAGUUAGAAUGCAGUGUGUGUCUGCAUAUUGUUUGCACUAGUUUUUCACUUACUGAGGUGGUGCCCAAUAGCAAUCCAUCAAUCAGCAAAUACAUUUAGGAAGUUAAAACUACGUGUUGAAUCCACAACCACACCAUAAUUGUCUCUGACUUCAUUUAGACCCACAUUAAAAAGCCUUCUAAGCAAAAUAGAUUUAAUUCCAAAGUCAUGACA
Molecule: messenger RNA, 917 nt
Organism: Rana temporaria (common frog)
Lineage: Eukaryota; Metazoa; Chordata; Amphibia; Anura; Ranidae
Gene: TCAP
Product: titin-cap
Exons: 2
Coding region: 80-634 (184 amino acids)
Biological process (GO): skeletal muscle thin filament assembly; skeletal muscle contraction; cardiac muscle tissue morphogenesis
Cellular component (GO): Z disc
Molecular function (GO): protein-macromolecule adaptor activity; titin Z domain binding; structural constituent of muscle
Source: RefSeq, a predicted model, not a curated record